AUGAAACGCCGUACGGUGGGUGAUAUCCUGGCACAAAAAGAAAAAUGGCUUGAGAGCACCGACGACAAUCCUUUUCGUAGGAACAGGCAGGCAAAGAACGAAGGCAUGGAAAAGGCCCUAUUCCUCUGGUUUUCAGGAGCUAGAGCACGAAAUUUACCAGUAACCGAUGACGUUUUGCGAGCAAAGGGAAAAGAACUUGGGGAGAAACUUGGUGUGACUGAUUUUGCUUAUUCAUCAGGAUGGCUGACGCGAUUUAAAAAAAGAUUUGUCAUAAGCAACCGUGUCAUUUCAGGGGAGAGUGCGGGAAUAGACCCCGAGGCGAUUGAUGCAGGUUGGAGAAAAGCCAAGACUGUCAUUGCCAAGUAUAAACCUGAGGAUGUCUUCAAUAUGGACGAAACCGGUUUAUAUUAUCGUAUGCUACCAGAUAGGACCUUGACGCUAGUGACCUCUACAAAAGGGAUCAAAAAGGCAAAAAUUCGCAUAUCGCUCGCGCUAACAGCAAAUGCAACAGGGACUGAAAAAUUAACCCCUCUUGUAAUUGGACAUGCUCAGCGACCAAGCCAUAUUGUUCCAGUGGAUGAUGAUGGCCAGCCGAAGUUGACCAAUGUUGACGUUCACUUUCUGCCGCCUACAACAACGAGCCAUUUGCAGCCCAUGGAUGCAGGCAUUAUAAAAGCUUUUAAAGCGCAUUACCGUCGCUUUCAAGUGAGACACAUGAUUGAUGCUUACGAUGCUGGAUGGCCUACAGAAAUCCAGCCUAACCAUGCCAUUCACUAUGUUAAGCAAGCAUGGAAUGCCAUAACUGAAAAGACAAUCGUCAAUUGCUGGGAACAUGUGAAAAUUUUUCCAGAUCGCACACCUGCUGCCGAUGCUGAUGUUGAGGUCCUUGAUCCAGUUCCCGCACCCCUGCAGAACGAUUUUGGAAACAUGUUUGAGUGCAUGGCCGAAAUGUACACCAUUCCUCCUGAGCACGCCAUGAGUGAGAGCGAAUUCAUUUCAGUUGAUGAUGGCCUAUCAACUGGAGAAGAAUUGACCGAAGAAGAAAUCAUCAACAUCGUGGUAGGACCUUCGUCCGAUCCAGGGAACGAAGAUGAAGACGCCGAUGACAUCGACAUAGAACCUCAACGACCGCCAACAAGCUGCGAGGCCAAAGCGGCACUUGAUGUUGUUGUGAGGUUCCUGGAAUCGAAGACUCCAGCCGACGGCGUUAUGAAAAAAGUCAUGGACAUUUCCUCAGAAAUAAACAAUUUGAUUAAGAAAUCGACGAAACAAUCUGCCAUAACCGACUUUUUCAAAAGUCAGUAA
Molecule: messenger RNA, 1305 nt
Organism: Sphaeramia orbicularis (orbiculate cardinalfish)
Lineage: Eukaryota; Metazoa; Chordata; Actinopteri; Kurtiformes; Apogonidae
Product: tigger transposable element-derived protein 6-like
Exons: 2
Coding region: 1-1305 (434 amino acids)
Cellular component (GO): nucleus
Molecular function (GO): DNA binding
Source: RefSeq, a predicted model, not a curated record